CUCAUCAUGACGGCGCCCUUGUCAGUGGAGGGGGAGUUUGGAGGUGGUGCUGAGCUCCUGUUUGAUGGAAUAAAGAAGCAUCAAGUCACCUUGCCUGGGCGGGAGGAGCCCGGGGACAUUCGGUAUCUCCUUGUCUGGAUCAAGAAGAAUCUGCUCAAAGAGCAGCCAGAGCUAUUCCUCCUGGGAGACAGCAUGCAGCCAGGAAUUCUGGUGCUGAUGAACGCUGCUGACUGGGAACUUCUGGGGGAGCUGGACUACCAGCUACAGGACCAGGACAGCGUCCUCUUCAUCUCCCCGCUGCUUGGUGGAUGAGGGCCCCUCUCAGGU
Dipodomys spectabilis (banner-tailed kangaroo rat) is the source of this 327-nucleotide messenger RNA. Its product is annotated as ubiquitin-related modifier 1-like. Gene Ontology annotation, cellular component: cytoplasm; nucleus. The record is from RefSeq and is a predicted model, not a curated record. NCBI's taxonomy places the organism in Eukaryota, Metazoa, Chordata, Mammalia, Rodentia, Heteromyidae. Gene Ontology annotation, molecular function: protein tag activity. Bases 7 to 312 code for a protein of 101 amino acids. The transcript has a single exon. Gene Ontology annotation, biological process: protein urmylation; tRNA thio-modification.